AUCCUUUUAACUAAUCAAAUCACAUCCCAUGUAACUGAAUAUGAAUCUGUGUCUUCUAAUGCUUUGUCAGGAGAUGAAGAAGAGGAUCCUUGUGAUUUUGAUAAGCAAGAAGAUUUUUCCGACUCACCCCCACCUGCUACAGUUCGAAGAAAAAAGAUGAAGAUGCAUCAAAGGGUGAAUGCAGAUCGCGUGAUUCCCGCCCUUGGCACCACGUGGUUCCAUUGUGUAAACACCCGGUUGGUGGCUCAGUUCCUGGAUACUUCAGUACGCCAGCUUGCAGUCAUGAAAUCACCAGUUGCUCCAAAUGUUGCAGUACGUUACAUUAUUGAUGAAUCAGGGAUUGUUUUAACAGAUGAUGAUAUGGAAUUUAUCUCAAUGCCAGAUAUGGAAUGUUUGAAUAUUUCCACUAAAAACAAUUUCCUUACAGCCGAAAUAACUGGUACAGGAAGAACAUUUGCAACUAGUGUGUCAGCUACAAAAUCAUGAUAUAUGCUUUGUGCUAGUCAUUUCUUCUGUUUUUUAUUUAUGAAUAUAUAUUUCAAAUACUGUAAUAAACUUUAAUUUCAAAAUAAAAUAUUUUGUGCAGAA
Messenger RNA from Stegodyphus dumicola, 588 nucleotides. RefSeq names its product DNA repair protein RAD51 homolog 2-like. Gene Ontology annotation, molecular function: four-way junction DNA binding; single-stranded DNA binding; double-stranded DNA binding. Gene Ontology annotation, biological process: double-strand break repair via homologous recombination. Lineage: Eukaryota; Metazoa; Arthropoda; Arachnida; Araneae; Eresidae. Gene Ontology annotation, cellular component: Rad51B-Rad51C-Rad51D-XRCC2 complex; replication fork. The record is from RefSeq and is a predicted model, not a curated record.